Molecule: messenger RNA, 1631 nt
Organism: Caretta caretta (loggerhead turtle)
Lineage: Eukaryota; Metazoa; Chordata; Testudines; Cheloniidae
Gene: GRSF1
Product: G-rich RNA sequence binding factor 1
Molecular function (GO): RNA binding
Source: RefSeq, a predicted model, not a curated record
CUGCCGCCGCCGCCCAUGGCCGGGACGCGCUGGGUGCUGGGCGCGCUGCUCCGGGGCUGCGGCUGUAGCUGCAGCAGCUGCCAGCGCACCGGGGCGGCCUGCCUGCCCCUGCGCCCCGCUGCCUCCGCCGCCGCCGGCCUGUCCGGCCUCUCCGGCCGCCGCCGGCUCCUGCUGCUGCUGGGGGCGGCGGCCGCGCAGAGCCGGGGCCUGCAAGUGGCGGUGGCCGCCGGCAGCCUGCCCAGCCCGGCCGGGCCCGGGUUCGGGGCCUUGCGGGGCCCGCUGCUGCACCCGGCCCACCCGGGGCGGAGCUACGGCCAGGACUUGAGUUCCUCAUUUCAAGAUGAGUAUCCUCCACUCUCAGAGUAUGAACCAAUUCCAUCCAAGACUGGAGAGGAAGAUGAUGUGUUUCUUAUCCGAGCCCAAGGAUUGCCAUACUCUUGCACUGUUGAAGAUGUGCUUAGUUUUUUCGCUGACUGCAGGAUUCGAAAUGGAGAGCGUGGGAUACACUUCCUUUUAAACAGGGAUGGCAAACGCAGAGGAGAUGCUUUGAUUGAACUAGAGUCAGAACAGGAUGUGCAAAAUGCCUUAGAAAAGCACCGGGAAUAUAUGGGUCAGCGGUACGUGGAAGUUUUUGAAAUACAUAAUGAAGAUGUAGAUGCCAUAUUGAAGAGUCUGCAGUCCAGUUCAUCCCCUGCAGUUAAUGAUGGAGUUGUACGCCUCAGAGGCCUUCCUUACAGUUGUACUGAAGCAGACAUUUCAGAGUUCUUUGCAGGUUUGGAUAUAGUUGAGAUGACUUUUGUCAUGGAUCAGAGAGGAAGAAGGAAAACAGGAGAAGCUUUUGUGCAGUUUGCAGCACCAGAAAUGGCAAAUCAAGCCUUGUUAAAGCAUAAGGAGGAAAUUGGGAAUCGAUAUAUAGAAAUAUUUCCAAGUAGGAGGAGUGAAGUUCGAACCCAUAGCGGUUCGUACAGGGGGAAGAUGAUGAUGAAGAAUACUUAUCCAACUGCUAAACUGAUAAAAGAAUCCGAAUCAGUCUUUGAAGAAAAUGAAUUGAGUCAGACCCUAGGACCAACAGCAGCUUGUGAAAGUGAAAAAGAAAACGAAUCUUAUAGAGAAGUGAUUGAAAAGCCUCGGGAUGCUUCAGAAUUCGGAAGUACCUCAUCACCGCUGCAUUUUGUCCAUCUGAGAGGUCUGCCUUUCCAAGCUAGUGCCCAAGACAUUGUAAAUUUUUUUGCUCCACUGAAACCUGCAAAAAUCACCAUGGAAUAUAAUUCCAGUGGGAAAGCUACAGGAGAAGCAGAUGUACAUUUUGAGACUCAUGAAGAUGCAGUUGCUGCUAUGGCUAAGGACAGGUCACACGUGCAGCAUAGAUAUAUUGAAUUAUUUCUGAAUUCAUCUCCAAAAAGAAAACAAGAUUGCUAGUGACAGUGGCACAAUCUCAGACUAGAAUGAAGCAAGAACUGUUUCGUUUGCUCAUCAUUCUUGGAGCUAGAAGGAGGUGCUCCUGUUCGGUAGCAAAGAUAAACCACAGAGGACAUCUUGUUUUUCCAAAGGCAAUUCAAUCUGUAUCUAAAACUAUUCAGCAUGGGUUUGUGUAGUAAAGCGCACAAUAAAUGGUUUUCACACUGUGGAAA